AUGGAACCCUCGCCUUGCUCUCUCGGUAGCACCCACGGCAACACCGAUCGCAGCAGCAGUACGCCCAGCAGCACCGAAUCCACACCGCGUCCACCGUGUCCGCCAUGGAUAGGCAUAAUUUCGCCAGCACCACCGCUGCACGACGGUUCUGUACAGGCGGCGCGCCGCGAUGCCAGCACACGCUGGCCGUGCUGCUCGCGAGCGGAUCCGAGUUCUGCCCGCAAUGCCUGUCAGAGACGCUCUCGGUCCCGGGCCUGGCGACGCACAAUAUCAUAUCGGCGCGCUUCUUCCUCGACACGCUGCGAUCGGAGCCGGACCUCUGCCGCCUCGUCGCGUCCGAGUCCCACUACCUCCUCGCGGUUCCGCUAGUGCAGGCCGUCGCGUGCGCGCGCGACGAGGAGCUGGCGGCCACGAUAGUGGACCUCGUGGUGUUCCUCGCCAGCAAGGGCCCCGCGCGAGGCGGAGGCGGGCAGAGCGACGCGAGCGCGGGCGACGAGGGGCUGCUGGUGGAGAAUCUGGUGCGCGCGGUGGCGGUGGAGAUGGACAAGAUCCCCCUCGCCUCCGCCACCAGCGGCCACUGCUUCCUGAUGGUUCUUCUGGGCAAGCUCCUCACCGUCACGUGCAACCGCCACAGCGCGCUGCCGCCGUCGCUGGCGCAGCAGAGCAGCCUUUGGAGCCACGUGGUGGGCACGCUGCACAAGCAGACACAGGACAGCAUUCGAGCGGAGAGUCUGUUCGUGCUGCACAAGCUGUGCAGCCUGGCGGGCGGCAUGCAGGUGCUGGAGGAGCAGGUGCCGGGCAUCAUGUGCGCCGCCAUCGCCAUUCUCCUCGCCACCCACUCCAACGACGUCUCCGCCAACUGCGUCGGCCUGCUCACCGCCCUCUGCGCCCCCGCUCGCCCAGCCUUCACCCUCUCCUCCCUCGCCCAGCUAGACCACCGCCCAGGGUCGCAGCGCCCGGGUGCAGCAGGCACGGUGGGGCUGGGGUCACAGGGCUCCAUGGCGGUGGGGUCUCAGAGCCAGGCCGUGCUCACGCAGGGGAAGGAGCCCCUAGGGCUGCGCGUGAUGCUGUGCGAGGGGCUCAAGAAGACCCUCCUCGCUGCUGACUCCGCCCUGCAGCUCGCCGCCCUGCACCUCAUCUCCCAACUCGCUCUCUCCUGUGCACCCUCAGAUGAUGGCACAGGCUCGGAUGGACGGUCCGGAUUCGACUGGGUGGCGAGAGAAACGUGGGAGGAGGACUGGUGUAAGCAGGGCGGUGCGGAAGGGGGUGAUGGUGGGGGGACGGUGGAUGAGCAGGGAGCAGCAGCGCUGCAGGCGAUGCUGGACGAGGGCCUGGCAGAGCACAUCUUCGAGUUGCUCAGAUCCACCGAUACUGGUCUAGUGGCGGACCCUCUUGUGCCAGCCGCGCUCUCCUGCCUGCUGCACCUCGCAGCAUCUCCUGGAGCUGCCGGGCAGACAUUUGCACAGCGCUUUGUGUUUGGCUUUGACACACUGGCCGCGCUGCUGCGCAACGCCAUUCAGGCCAACGACUUCCACCUGCAGGCGCUCUCCGUCUCCAUCUUCCUGCACGCCCUGCGCUCCGCCCGCACGCUCCCAAGAGGCACUACCCAGUUUCCUCCAGCCAAAUUGCACGCCUUGGCGUCCGCCCUGGCAGAGGUGGUGCGGCGGUUCUGCAUGGAUGCAAGGGAGAGGAAGCGCUGGGUGCUAGACCAGAUGGAAGCCCUCUCCACCGCCUGUCUGGCCCUUGCUGUGCUCGCCACGUGGCAGAGCAUCACUGGUGCAGAGUACGUGCAGGUGGUGCGAAUGCUGGAGCAGUGUGUGGGCGAUGCAGCCUCCAUACUGUCAGCACUUCAGGAUGGGCCGAGCACUGCGGGCGCACUGCCAAGCACAGGGGGCAAGUUCCAAGGGGGGGCCUCGUCAGCCCUCCCUGCAGUUGCAUCUGGUACUGCAGGUGGCACGACCGCAGGCAACAGAGAUGCGGUGGCUCUGGCUGUUCUCACGUUCCUGCACGGCUGUGCCCAGCGGUUAAUGCCGGGUGACGCCAACUCACUUUACCCUGCUGCUCCUGCUGCUGCUGCAUCAGGUGCUGCUGCUCUGACAUCCUCCCAGCAAGACGUGGGGCUGCUGGCGAUGGUGGGGGGAUCACAGGGCGCUCCCAUUUUCCACAGCAGCCAACAGGAGGGUGCAGGUAGGGCCGCAGCAGGCACUGGUAGGACUGGAGGGGGAGGGUCGUAUAUGCGAGUUGCCAGUGACAAGACUCAAGAGUGGGGUGUGGAGGCACCCUCUAAGCCGUCCACAGCAGUGGAGGGCUGCGUUGAGGACAUAGCUGCUGCGCUUAUGGCUGCUGCAGACAUGCACGUGGCUCCCUUCAUGCUCGCGCUGCACCCACACCCGCAGCCCCCACCUGGUCACAUGCACGCGCCCCAGCGAGCACCACCAGCAACAGCGGCGGCGCCAUUCUCCGACCCUGCAGCCAUUCUCUCGCGCGCAUACGAUGUGCUGAGCCACGUCCUGGCGUGCUCCCUCCCCUCCCUUGCCCCUGUGGCCCGCCAGUUCGCAGCCAAGCUGGCCUCUAGCUGGACGCUCUCCCUUGUCUUCUCCUCCCUGCACUCCCUCCACCCGCCCGCUGCCUCCUCGCUUGCAGCCCCGUCCUGGCUCUCCCAGUCGGUCGCGCCCCAGGCACCAGAGAUCAGCAAGUGGGACGUGCUGCGCAGGGCUAGUCUGCGCUUCGCAGUGCUGCUGUCUGCCGUGGCCGCCACAGGCGAGGAGGGGCGACCGGCUCUGCAGUGGAUGGUGGGCGUGGCAGGGCUAGAGUGCAUGCCAUGGGCCGUGAAUGACAUGGUGCUGCUGCUAGCGGAGGGCAGGGGCGAAGCAGAUGGAGGAAAUGGCAGGCGAGACAUGCAAUGGCGCUACCAGGGGGGUGGGCACAGGGAGGGGGGUGCAGGCGAGGAGGAGGAGGUGCAGGCAGUGCAGUGGGUGGUGCUGCUCAUACUGUACGCUGCUGUGCAGUUCGACGACAGGCUGGUGGACUACGACGAAAUGUUCGGCGCCCUUCAGAGCCUUGUGCUCUCCAACCGCAUCCCCCCACUCGGAUCCCUGUUCCCCGCCCUCUCCUCCCUCGCUCCUUCUCGCCUCAACCACCUCGCAGACGCAUACGCAUCCCCCCCCACCCCCCCCGUGCGCUCCACUUUCUUCCUGCUCGUGUUCCUCGCGCUGCACGCGCUGCUGCGCCGCUGCUGCUCUGGCAUGUCCUUUGAGGCGGACCACCGCCUGCUGCGCUUCCUGCAGCACCACGCUGCCGCUCUCUCCUUCCCCUUGCCCGCCUGGCACGUGGCCCUCCCGCACUGGAUCCUGCUGCAGGACGGCCUAGAGGAGUUGAGUCACAGCCUCAUGCGCGCCUGGCUCUGCUCUGCUGCUGCUUCUCUGCAGCCGCCCUCUGCCCCAGGCCCAUCCCAUGGUGCAAGCACUGCACCACUUCUAGCUGGUAGCAGUCAGCCCGCGUCGUGGGAGGCAGGCAAGGGUUUCGGCGGUGGUGCAGGUGAUGAUGAAGGUUCGGAGCUAGAGGCGCUGGGUAGCUUGCUGUGCCACGACAGUGCCGGUGGCGAUGAGAGCAGCAUUGAGGUGCAUGCGUGGAAUGGGGAGCAGGCGCAGGAGGCAGAGAGGCGGUGUGCUUUGGUGGUGGCAGGGGUGGUGAGGGAGAUGUGGCGGGUGAGGGGGGAGUGGCAGCAGCUGGCGCAGGUGACUCGUGCACUGGCGACUCUGGUGGACAGGCAUCCCCGCAUCAGUGCACAGCUGGAGCAAGGAGCGCUGUCAACCAUGUACAUAGAGGCCAUGCUGCUGAGUGGCUCGCAGCUGCCGCUCCCACUGCUGCUCAGCGCGCUGCACCUGCUGGCGCGCCUGCUCUCCCACCUGCCCCCAAAGCCACCCGUGCCUCACCACAUGGGAGGGCGGCUGCAGCAGUCGCCGCCGCCACACCAUGCUACUGCGUGGGAGCGGCUGGCGCAACAGGUUCUGAUUGUCGUUGAGCCAUUGGUGAGAGGUGGCGCUGGUCCCAUCGCUGCUGCUAACACCCUCUCACAGCAGCUGCAGCAGCAGCAGCACUAUAGCCAGCCAUGCUGCCAGCCACAGGUUCAUAUGAGUGGCGGUGGCGAGGCAGCGAGAGAGCAGGAGGAGAGUGGUGAGCGGGAGCAGGUGUUGGUGGGGGCGUUCAACGUCAUCAACGCCUUGCUCUGGCAGGCAACGGCGCUCUAUAGCGCAGGCGGAGCAGACCCACGUGACUACAACGCGGGGAAUGGGGCAAGAUCGGGCAGGGCCCAUGCAGUAGGCAGUGGGCAGCUGGGUGCGGUGCUGAGUGCGAACAAGGACGUGCUGAACGCGUGCGUGACCAUCAUGAGCUGCACCGCUGUGCUCGACUUCGCUGAGCAGUGCAUCACCGCUGCAGCACGCGGCAUCUGUGGGGCGAGCGACGGCCCACAGGACGUGGCAGCAGCUGCUGGGGAGGGGAGACAAAAGGGAGGAUGUGAGGUAGUGAUGGUGCAGGCGAGAGGGAGAGGGAGCGUGUGGCAGGGCUACUCGUGUCGUGUCCUGCUCUCCUGCCUUACCUUCUUCAAUCUGCGUGUCUCAUGGGUGCUUGCUCUCGAGGCUACCUCCACUCUUCCCUCGGGCAUUCGUCCCUUGAAUCUCGCCUUGCGCUUCUCCCCUCCAACACCGCAACCAGCAGCAGCAGCAGAGAGCGCCACUCCCCCUGCCACAGUGUGUGCCAGUCAGGGCGACCCAUCAGCCCCCAAGAGGCCGCAGCAGCAGGAGUGCCCAGCUGCCUUGUGCUUGGCUUCAGCGUCCGACUUCGCUGCCAUUCUGCUGGCGGCAGCAGCAGGGCAGCUGCCUGCGACGCUGGCAGCAGGCAGCAGAGGGCGGGCGGUGGGAGGAGCAGCAGGGCAAGGCAAUGGCCCUGGAAACGGCAGUGGUGGCGUGAAUGGGAGUGGGGACGAGAGCAAGGGAGGUGAGGGCGGGUCUUGGGCGGGGAGGGCAGGUGGCACAUGCGGGUAUGGCAGCACGCAGGAUGCAUUUGUUGCUGCCGACCUUGCUUCCCGUGCGCUGCUGUCGUGCCUCUCCUCCCUCGCUGUCCCUGCACAUGGCUCGUCACCGCACCACCAUGCAGUGCCACUGCCAUUGGACCAAGGCGCCUCAGCUACCUUUCCCCAACCUGCCUUGACACUGUCGCUGCCUGCACCUGGGAACACCUCAGGUGCAAGCAACCCACAGCUGGAUAAACAAGAUAGCCAGUAUGACUUGGCAUCCUAUCAGCCCUCUCCCCUGACCCCUCCUACUCCGUCCUCAACCUCCGCACUUCCCUCGCUGCCCUCCACUGUCCUCUGGCCUAUUGCUGCCGCACUGCAGCAUGCUGCCUCGUGCCCCCACCCCCCUGUGCGCCGCAACACGUGUGCCGCGCUCUCCCUGCUGCUGCGCUGCUUCGACCUGCGCUCUGUGGCCCGCCCCCUUGCAGCCAGCCCAUGGACGCGACUGCUCCUCGACGAUGCCCUUGCCUCCAUCACCGCCGCAGCUGCUGCCACCACUGCCCUGCCUGCUGCUGCUGGUAACUCUUCUGGUGCCACUGCCAAUGCAGCCGUGCCGGACGCGGCAGCAAUGCGGGAUGGUGAGAUGAGGCCUGCUGGGGACCCAGAGGGAGCACACGCACGAUCGUCGUGCUCCCCUUCCCCUGCCAUGCUCGGCCUCCUGCUCUCCCACGCCCUGGCAACCCUCCCCAUCGCUGCUGCCUGCCUGCACCUCGCCCCACCCAACGCCCCGCCCCGAUGGCUCUCCCACAUCUUCCAACCUGCCCGGGUCUCUGCCCUGGUGGGCUCGCUCUGGCGGACCCGCCAGCUCUCUCUGCCCGCCCUUGCUACGUGUCACCGGCUCAUUGGUGCAGGCCUGCUGCCUCGCUCCCUCCUGCCGCAGCUCCUGGACCUUGCUCAGGCACAUUCCCGGGCACAGCCACAGCAGAGCAUGUGCAGCAACACCGACAGCGAUGCCUGCUCUUCCACCUCCACUGCCCGCCUUCUCUGGCUGGCUACCUGCCUUGUGGUGCAUGACCUCCCUACCCCCGCCGCUCUCUCCUCUCCCUGCCUCAUAGUCAUGGACCCCUCACUCCCUGCUACCCUGCCACACCAGAGCUCUGCUUUUCUUGCCCUGCACGCCAAGGUGCCUCGCUGCACACAGUAAGACGCACUGCCUUGCUUCUAGCUGGGCCUGCAGCACUGUUGGAUCGUGAGGUGCAUGCAGUUAAGGAAUCUUGAAAAGGCUUUGGCUCAUUGCUCCAUUGUAGUCAUGGAUUCCAACCAGGGCCCACGAUAUCAGGAAUUUUACGCUGAUUACGCUUUUUUUCCGAAGUCCCUGCUUGUACCAACCCUGAUGAAUCAGCCUAA
This is a messenger RNA of Closterium sp. NIES-67, 6421 nucleotides long. The record is from the annotation of a GenBank genome assembly. NCBI's taxonomy places the organism in Eukaryota, Viridiplantae, Streptophyta, Zygnematophyceae, Desmidiales, Closteriaceae.